Meira miltonrushii is the source of this 742-nucleotide messenger RNA. RefSeq lists its product as uncharacterized. NCBI's taxonomy places the organism in Eukaryota, Fungi, Basidiomycota, Exobasidiomycetes, Exobasidiales, Brachybasidiaceae. The coding region runs from base 229 to 678 and encodes 149 amino acids. The record is from RefSeq and is a predicted model, not a curated record. The transcript is spliced from 2 exons.
GAAUGCCAGAAUGUUGCGAAAGAACCUGACAUAUUAUGUCGAAUCGGCCCAUAAUUAACUCUUAAGGCUAAAUCGAUCAUUAUACUGCGUUGAAAUUGAUCUAACAAAAGAUUAAUGUCAAUUCAUCUUCGUUAAGGUGUUGAUGAAUAGUAGCAGCAAAAUCUCUUUGUAAAGCUCGUUCUCGGGCCUUUCCAGAAAACAGAAACAAAGAAGAAUACUUCACUUAGAAUGAACAGUGCUACUCCCAUUGUAAUACCUUUUUGUACUUCAUACAGAAUCACCUUCAGUCCCUCACAAAUGCAAGAUAUUAUCUAUCCCGCAUUCAUUUAUGAGGCAAAAUCAGACAAGAAUCCCAUCCUAUGGGCGGAAAAUCAAGUGGCUGUAGGCGCAGCCCGAGCAUUAGGCCUUCUGGACGAGCUUGCAGAAUUAUCCGGAAAACCUUACAUACCGUAUAUUGUGGCUGCAACUUCAGCUGGCGCGCAAUGGCAGUUCCAUCUCGCCUACCGCUUGGGUAAUUCACGCAUUUUUCUCCUACCUUUGCUCGACAAACCGCUCUGGAUACGCAAUCAUAUGGAGCGGGUGAUGUUACUGACCAUCAUUCAUCGAAUCAAGACAUGGAUCAUUCAAUCUUUUCAGCAAAGUAUCAAAGAGCGACUUAAUGCUCUCGUGUUAGGCUGACUCAACGGAUCAUUACUUGCUGUAAAAAUGUGAUGAUUUCCGACCUCGUCAGACGCCAACGCAU